AUGGAAAAUAGUGUCACUAAAAAUGAGUUGAGCCAUGCCCUCGAACAGCUCAACAAAAACUCCAGUGACCCGAAUUUGGUAAAGGAGGCAGAUGUUUUGCUCAAAAAAGUCUACUCGCAACUCUCACAAACAGGAUCAGAAGGCCUAAAUCUGAUUCCUGCAAUCUUGGGUUUUCUUCAAUAUGACAAACUCAACUCAAUUGUGCUGGCCAGUCUGAUCACAUUGCAAACAAAAGGCGGUAGGGAGUACAAUGAGAAACUGACUGACUCUCUGGAAGAUCUGAUUGAACUCUCGCCUCGACAGCAGGUAUUCAAAGUUCUGACCCAACUGUUCACCAUUGCACCCGCAAUCUGCCACCAGCUGUUUAUCGAGAACCAGACUCUGGUUUCCUACAUAACGACAGAGACAACGGAACUCAUAAACGAUACGAUUCCAAAGUCCAGGUUUGCAAGCCUUUUGGCUCUCUUUUCAGCAGCGUGCGUGGACGAACUGUGUCGAAUCCCUAUUGCUGUCCAGUACUCAGUGGUUCCCAUCCGGGCUUUGGAGUCUAAUGAUCUCCACACGCGGGCCCUCGGAGCAUUGGUGGUUUUGAAGAUAUGGAAUAAUUUGAAAAAAGAGACUUUCAAAGAUCAUCCUAAUUUGUCCUUAAACAACUUGGAAAAAGUGCUCUCAGAAGCUCUUGAGAAAAAUGACCCUUCCGCAGUUGAGGGACUCGCCUACUUGUCUCUGAAUAGCAGAUUUCUGAGAGACAAUCACUUCUUGAUAGAGAAACUGACAGAAUUCCUGAAUACUGAGCCGUAUGGAGUUGUUUGCGUGCUCGCAAAUCUGUCCCGGGUCGCCAAGAAAGACCAGCUUAGUCAGCUGAAAAACAUGAACAAGGAGCCCGACAACGAGAAACAGCUUUGCGGUUUUUUCAAGUUCUUGGUGGAUUCUGGCAUUGUUGGGAAAGUCACAAGUCUGAAGUCUGUCUCUUCCAGAGUUCAGGAGAAAGCAAUAGAGUUGCUUUACAACAUAUCAACAGACCGCAGCUGCCGUCCACCGCUUGUCCAGCAAGGCGGAGUUGGCACGGUAGUCACAUACCUCAUUAAAUCGUCUCAGAACAUCGACUACAAGAACGGAAUAUCAAUUAGCAAACCGGUAGAGAACCAGGAAUUGCGUCUCACUGCCAUCAACACGCUCGCAAACAUUCUUUCUAGUAGCAAUCCCACUGCUGUUUUCACCCGUUCCGAGCUUGUUACACCCGUUCCAUUUUUGCUUGAGCCAGUGAUUCAAUACGACAUAGAAAUUAAUGGCACCCAAACCACAAGCCCCCUUUCACAGCUUGAAAUAGAGAACGCUGAUCUAUUUACCUCGCUGGUUGCUCUUAUCAACCUAUCGUCCGUUGACGACAUGGACGUGAAGCUUGUUCCGAUGAAAUUAGGAUGGCCAGCCAUUGGCAAUCUCAUGCUCUCUGCCAAUCUCCAGAUUAGACGCUGUAUUUUGGAGCUGUUGGCAAACCUCAUUGUGACUCCGCUAUGCAUGGAGAAGUUCUUCAACUGGACUUCAGAGAAGGACGAGAAUUACAGGAAUUUCAAGAUUCUUGUUCAGCUUGUCGAUCUUGACGAUCGCGCGUCGCAGUUGGCGGUGCUAAAUAUCCUGGCAAACUCUAGCGACUUUGAGUUGGUCGCGGUCAUACUGCAAAAGUCAGAGAUGUUUUUGGACCGACUAUUCGCCUCACUUCAAAACCAGUACGACUCAGAUAUUCUUCUACGUGGAUUCUACAUUCUCCAGAACCUAGCAGGCUUGCCGGAUCAUGAGCUGGUGGCUUCCUAUGCUCAAAGGCACAAUCUGAAAGGCAUGUUAGGAGACAUAUUCCGAAACGUUGGUGACUUGGAGGUGAGACACAUGGCAAUUGAUGUUUGCAAGAGGUUGCAACAGUAA
This is a messenger RNA of Ogataea angusta, 1920 nucleotides long. RefSeq lists its product as uncharacterized. The record is from RefSeq and is a predicted model, not a curated record. The coding region runs from base 1 to 1920 and encodes 639 amino acids. Lineage: Eukaryota; Fungi; Ascomycota; Pichiomycetes; Pichiales; Pichiaceae. The transcript has a single exon.